AUGGUCUCCGCUGCGUGCCCCAUUGACUCCAAAGACUAUUCAGUGCACCCAUCCUCGAUGUUACACAACUUUAGCAUUGCAUCCCACGAGUCAAAGUCACGCAGUUUACAGCGUUGUACGUCUGGUCUCAGCCAUGGCUUGCAGAUGGACGUGCAACAGGCCGUGCGGCUUGAGAAGCAGGAGCUUGAGAGGAUGGGGUUGUUGCCACGCCCUAUUGACGUGGAGAUGGCACUUGCUACCAUGAUGCCAUCCAUCGACGACGAGGACAACGAGGUGCGGGUUUCCUCGUCGCCGCCUUACUGGUUCUACCACCAGCAACAAACAGCGGUGUCGCUCAUUCAUGGACAAUACGGGGACUGUCCACCAUGCUCUCCACCCGUGCCGAUCCCUCAACAUCACCAAGGACUCCACGACGACUUGCCUUACGGUGUCGAUGCUGAUCAACUGGAAAUAUUGGGUGCUUCGCAGUGUGAAGGGCAACUCUGUGACAAGUUCUGGAACCACCGUCUGUCGCCAGUCGAGUUGCGAGAGUCGUUUCAAGCGACGAUCGGUCGUUCGAGUAGGAAAGAGCUACGAGCAGAGGCGAGCGGUGAUACUCGUCCGCUCGACAGGACAGCAGAGAUGGGUCAGCUGGAGCACAACAAGUUUCAUCCGAUGUCUUCGGCUGCAUAUAUAGUAGAUGAGGAAGAGGGCGAGGACGACGGAGACGGUGAGGACUCGAGGAAUUCGGAUGAAGAUGAGCACGUGGAUUGCUAUGGAGAUGUGUUCGAGAUGGAGGAUCUCUAG
Molecule: messenger RNA, 786 nt
Organism: Peronospora matthiolae
Lineage: Eukaryota; Oomycota; Peronosporomycetes; Peronosporales; Peronosporaceae
Source: the annotation of a GenBank genome assembly